AAGUCAACAAAGAACGAGGACUUCUGCUAUUCAAUUCUCGGUAAAAUCACAAGCACAACGCUUCCACCGAAUAUAUUAUAACUCACUCAUAAACCACUACCUGCUUCUCCUAGUACGACUAUUGUUUGUACUUUGUGGAACCCUCAACAAACUCAAAAAAGACGAAAAAAGAUGCCGCCCUCACCAAGAACUACAACAGCUGACGACUCAGCAAAAACUCCUCACGUUCCUAACGGCGAGGAAGAUGGGCCAGCUGGUGAUAUUAGUAGAAAUCAAAGGGGACUCCUGGACCAGGAAGAUGCGGCUGUGGAUAGUACAAAUCGAGCAGGACAACCUCUUGACCAGUCGAGCGCAUCUUCAGCUCUGAGUUCAUCUACAUUGAAUGUGGGGGCCCUGGCGAGUCGGAUCAUGAAGGCGUCACCAAUGUCUUCAGCUCCCUCGGCUUCCGAGGAUACUGAUGAAGAUGGAGGUAUUGGC
Amoebophrya sp. A25 is the source of this 477-nucleotide messenger RNA. Lineage: Eukaryota; Dinophyceae; Syndiniales; Amoebophryaceae. The record is from the annotation of a GenBank genome assembly.